AUGGCUGCUACACUGAGCGGAACGUUUUCUUCCGCUCCAGAUACGCCAUCUCCCGUCUAUCCGGAUCGACUGAUUAGACCUCUUCCCAAGCGGCCCCUUCGCUCUCGUCUCUCUCCGGAGGCGGCCGAGUCGAUCCUCUACCCUCCCGCCCCGCCGGCGACCCAACUCUUUUACGGUUCCUAUUCAGAGAACGGGGAGGCACAAGAUGGCAAGACAUAUACGCAGCAGAAUUCUGCCGAGAAUUACGGACAAGAUCAAAGCCCCGAUCGGGAUCAUCGUCAUCCAUACGAGAAUGGUGUCGAAGUCGAGAGUGGUGAUGAGGAUGGUCCCGUCGUAGUCCGCCGCAGCGCCGGUUUCCGCGGAUCGUCCUUAUCUCCCUCUACCCCAACCUCGAAUGGCCAAACGCAGUCUAACAAUCCCGACAGCUCACAGACCAAGUCUUCACCCGCUGGGAUGGAUGGCUAUGAUGCAUUUGAAAACACCAAUAAUAAGAAGAAGCGGAAAAUUCCCACUUCUGGAAGCUUGAGCAGCCAUCACUCUAGUCUCACUGCUGAUCUGGCGAAUAUGGGGAUAUCUGGCUUGUCCUCAAGUUCUCCAUCAGCAUUAGGGGAUGGCGGCGGUACCGGAACGUACUAUGGCUCCGGCAGUCCUGCUUCUGCAUCCAGCAGUGGGAUUUCUGGACCUGGCCGCGGCCGGCUUGGACGUCAUAGCCUGCGCAGUUCUGGACGGAAUCCGCUUUCUACUAUUCACUCGCCAAAUUCAUGGCUGGGAGGACGAUCAGCAGGGAGCCGCCGCGAUCUCAGUUUAUCUUCACAGGGAGCAACAGGUGACUCUGGGAACAAAUCAGAUCAGGGCAUUAUCUCUGCGGCUAUUGCAAAUGCUGCUGCUCUCUCCCCCACCUCUAAGGGGCAAGACAAUGUCAGCUUGCUAGAUCAACAGAAUAGCAAGACCUCGCCGACGAAGACUCAGUUCACCUUCACAUGUGAAUCAGAUCUCUCCAAGAGCAUAGCACUGCAACCACCAAAUCCAUAUCCACUGCCUCAACAACAGCGUUUACAAAACCAGUCACUGCCACCGACAACAACAUCAACAAACCAGCGCGAUUUUGCAACACAGGGCACACAGACUAGUCCAAGCAUGGGCUCAGGAAACAGUCAGCAGACACAACAGUCAGGACCUCAGCCGCCCGCGGCAGGGACUCAGAACAACGCACCUCCCAAGAAGCCCAAACGGUCUGCUUCAAGCAUCUACGCGUUGGCAGCUCGCCAGCGGAAAAUCCAACAGCAAUACACCAACCUGCAUCAUCCACCAAACCCAGAAGACAUUUGGAUCUGCGAGUUUUGCGAGUACGAGGCCAUCUUCGGCCACCCUCCCGAGGCGCUGAUCCGACAGUACGAGAUCAAGGAUCGCAAGGAACGCCGACGACUGGCCGAGAAGAGAAGAUUGCUGGAGAAGGCCAAGAUGAAGGGUCGCAAGAGCAAGAAGGCGACCAAGAACGCGGCCAAGCAUGCAGCUGCUCAGCAGCCUGCCCACCACCCCGCCGAACACGCUGCCGUGGAUGCCUCAGGAUCCCAUCCGGAUGAUUAUCUCGGCACCGAGUAUGAUGACGAGUCGAGUCCGGUCCCUCCGCCCGCCCCUCCCCAACAAACCCCCACCAAACAAUCUGCACCGGCUGGAACGGCCGCUCGCACGUCUUCAGCCGCGGGCACCGCCCCAUCUAAGGGUGUAGGCGGAGGAGGAGGAUCGGGCAAAGCCACCUGA
Rasamsonia emersonii CBS 393.64 is the source of this 1761-nucleotide messenger RNA. RefSeq lists its product as uncharacterized. The record is from RefSeq and is a predicted model, not a curated record. Bases 1 to 1761 code for a protein of 586 amino acids. Lineage: Eukaryota; Fungi; Ascomycota; Eurotiomycetes; Eurotiales; Trichocomaceae. The transcript has 3 exons.